CCUCCCCCCUCCUCUUCCUCAUUAUCACCUUCCUUCACACCUGUUGCUAUCUAAAUCAAUUCCAACACAAGUCUCCUCACCUUCGUCUCAAAUCUCCGCUCUAACUAUCAGUUGUCGAGCUCCAUAAGGAACAUUUAUCAAGACAAGAUACCUGGAGGUGGUCAUGGUGAGAGGGAGAGGUGGUGGAGCAGGUAAGCAGCAGCAUGCUACCUCCUUAGCGGUCCAGCGGUGACUGAGUCCCCGGUGGGUACUUGCUAUUCACGUCUCGUUCAAUGGCUGCCUGGGGGGAAAGAUGCGCCGCCUACCCGCAUUAUCCAGCCAAUCACGUGGGGCCUUCCAGCCUGCAACUGACUUCCACGGGGUUUUAUAUUUGCGUUUGUUGUGACUGGUGACGUUGCGACGUUUGAUGUGUGUAAAUGAUGCUAAGAUGUUUGGUAAAUCUUACAUCAGUGAGGAGGAGACUCCCGUGUCAGGGGAAAGUGAGGGAUGAAUGUGUUUUAUUGGUGGAGUUUGAUGGAGUGUGAGUGUUGGCGGGGUCGCACUGGGGUCAGGCCAGGGGAUACUCUUGGGCCGCAAGAGUUAAGAGUUGUGAUCUGGCCGCAUCCAGGUUGGUCGCGUUGCCGCCAUCCCUCCCGUCCUCGUGCGUCCGUGGCAGGUAGCACCGCUGGACCCUUCCUAUCCUGCUGGAGACCACCGCUGCAGUGAGUGUGGAGGCUUGGAGGGCGAGUGUGGCGGCCAGGGCGGGGAUCUCCAAGAAUCACAGUCCCCUAAGACCUCUGGCCUCCACCUGCCCUAGCGCUGACCUGCCCUAGCGUUGACCUGCCCUAGCGUUGACCUCAUUCCUGGUGUGCAGGGCCCAGUGUGUGUUUUAGUCCAGUAGCUGCGUGGGAGCCUCUGUGUACACACGCUCCAUGUGUACCCCUUCCCCCCGCCCUCCAUGCGCACGUACACUGGCUCGAUGCUACUUACGUACAUGCCAGACCCAGUGCCAAAGAUUGACCCUCCCCGCCCAGUGAUAUCAGUGCCACAGGAUAAGAUCAAACGACCCGAAUAGUGAUUUGAAAUGUCUAGAUAAAAAGUUUGGGACCUAAGACCGUAAUGACCUCACCUAGCAACGAUCAGUGUGAGAGAGAUAUGCUGGUGUCACAGAAGUGUGAGAGAGAUAUGUUGGUGUCUCAGAAGUGUGAGAGAGAUAUGCUGGUGUCUCAGAAGUGUGAGAGAGAUAUGCUGGUGUCUCAAAGCUUAGUGAUGUACAACAAUAUGGUGUGCCAAGUGGAUGCCCACAAGGAGCUUGAUCAUAGUUCACCUGAUGUGACCCAGGCACUGCCGUGUGACACAUCUGUGACCCAGCUCUCCUCACCCCUGGCUAGGACCACUCCAGACCAAGUCAUUCCUCCAGACCAAGGAAUCAAGGAGGAUGUCACCAGUUACCAGGGUUCACCUUCCACCAUCACUAAGAUGAGCCAGCUGUGCAAGGUGUGUGGUGAACCAGCUGCGGGCUUCCACUUCGGCGCCUUCACCUGCGAGGGAUGUAAGUCGUUCUUCGGGCGGACGUACAACAACCUGUCGUCGCUGAAUGAGUGUAAGAACAGCGGUCGUUGCAUCAUCAACAAGAAGACGCGGACGUCUUGUAAGAGUUGUCGUCUGCGCAAGUGUCUGAUGGUGGGCAUGUCGAAGAGUGGUUCCAGGUACGGGCGUCGCUCCAACUGGUUCAAGAUCCACUACCUGAUGCAGGGUAACAGCAGCAGCACCACCACUACCACUAGCACCACCAGCAGCAGCGGCAGCGCCACCAGCAGCACUUACACUACCUCGGCUGACAUGAUGCUAGGCAGUGAGAGUUCCUCCAACAACAACACCACCACCACCACGGCAGCCUCUACUUCUCCUGGUCUCCUCAGCCCCUCCCACAACGCUAAGACACUCAGCCAUGAUUUUAGAGAUUUCAAGGAUUUUAAGUUUAGUCCAGACUUCAGCCUUAGUCCAGACUUCACCCUUAGUCCAGACUUUAAAAUUAAUCCCGACUUCAAGUCUGGGUUAGAGUACAAGAGCCUCAAGUCUCCCACACCGUCCUCGUCAGAGUCCCAUAACUCAGAAUCCUCGCUGGAGCUCACUGACAAGUCUCUUUUUCCGCCGUUCUCGGAUCACCUUUACUCGAAGGUGCUGGCGCUGUACAACCUCCGAAAACUGACCCCUCCCUUCCCCCUACUUUCCCCCCUGCCUCACAGCCCACCGCUCCUUAUUUUACUAUCCCUCGCUUUCUCAGUCUACUCCGCCGCCAAUACCUCGAUCUCUUUUACAAAAAGGCGCGGCAAAAGCGAGGCCUCGCACCCUUUGCCUCGGGGAGGGCCCCCAGAGACCGGGCCCCUCGCCCAGCCAAGAGUUCCCCCCCCCCAUCAAAGUUCUUCAACCCCAAAACCCCUCGCGUCCUCACCCUGCCCUGAGGUGGCGGUGAGAAACAUUUCCACUUUCGCCAGUCCGGGGCGUUUUUGCCUCUGGGCAGAGCUGCCACUGGGGACAUCUCCCCAAGUUUAA
Messenger RNA from Cherax quadricarinatus, 2535 nucleotides. RefSeq lists its product as uncharacterized. Gene Ontology annotation, biological process: regulation of transcription by RNA polymerase II. The record is from RefSeq and is a predicted model, not a curated record. Gene Ontology annotation, molecular function: zinc ion binding; estrogen response element binding; nuclear receptor activity. Gene Ontology annotation, cellular component: nucleus; chromatin. Lineage: Eukaryota; Metazoa; Arthropoda; Malacostraca; Decapoda; Parastacidae.